Alexandromys fortis (reed vole) is the source of this 3158-nucleotide messenger RNA. RefSeq names its product armadillo repeat containing 5 (gene Armc5). The transcript has 6 exons. The coding region runs from base 630 to 2861 and encodes 743 amino acids. Gene Ontology annotation, biological process: anatomical structure morphogenesis. NCBI's taxonomy places the organism in Eukaryota, Metazoa, Chordata, Mammalia, Rodentia, Cricetidae. The record is from RefSeq and is a predicted model, not a curated record. Gene Ontology annotation, molecular function: protein binding. Gene Ontology annotation, cellular component: cytosol.
AAAUAAAUAUUUAAAAAAAAUCUUAAUUUUUAAAGUGAAGCAUUUAUAUAUUUAAAACUUGCCUAGAAUGCACUUGUACAGUAAUGUGUUUGACAAGAGCCUUGACAAGAGCCUCGUAAAUACCAAAUUCUCUCUAACUUUGCUUCCGCUUUUCUGUGCUGGGCACGAUUACCUUUUGAGUGGCAGGAAUGAAAGCUGACUUGGACUGUCAUGACAGCCUCAGCCAUGCUCCCAUCCCUGCUCCUUUCUCUUGUAAUACCCCGCCACUACAGUUACCUGGACUGUCACGACAGGCUCAACCAUCCUCCCGUCCCUGUCCCUGCUCCUUUCUCUUGUAAUACCCCACCCCUACAGUUGCCAAGUGUGUAACGUCACUGCCCUCCUUAAAACCCCUCUGUGGCUGCCGUUGCCUUCACGUUUAAUUGACUCCUUGGACAGUUAUAUGAGGGACUUCGUGAACUCGUAGGACAGACACCAUUACCCGGGGGCAUUUGGAAGAGCUGCUUCCAAACCUGAGACUCUGGCCUUCCUGUUUGCCCUCCUUCUGGCAAGUAUCCGUGACCAUUCUUCAGUGUGUGAAGACAGACAGCAUCCAGAACCGAACGGCUCGCGCUCUGGGGAACUUAGCCAUGGACGCUGAGAGCUGCAGGGACAUCCAUUCUGCUGGGGCUGUUCCCUUCCUUGUUGAGAGCCUGACGGCCUGCCAGGACUCACAGUGUCUCCAGAGUAUAGUCCGUGCCCUCCGCAACUUAGCAGACUCACCCCAGCACCGCCUAGCCCUGGCACAGCAGGGAGCAGUUCGGCCACUGGCUGAGCUCCUGGCUGCUGCCCCCGACCCUGCUCUGACCUCGGCCCUAGUCCGCGCUCUCUUGGAACUCAGCCGAGGCUGUUCCCGGGCCUGUGCUGAGCAGCUAAGUCUGGGUGGGGGGCUGGGCCCUCUUGUCAGCUUGGCUUCUCACCCUAAACGGGCAAUACGUGAGGCUGCCAUCCUGAUCCUUGCCAAUCUGUGUGCGCAGGGCCUGGUGCGGCCCGCACUGGGCAAUGCUGGUGGUGUGGAGGUGUUACUAGGUGAGCUUCGGCGGCGACGGGGGCCCAAUGGGACCAGCUCAGCUUCCCAGCAGCCCCUAGUACGGGCUGUGUGUCUCUUGUGCCGUGAAGCCAUCAACCGGGCCCGGCUUCGGGACGCCGGUGGUUUGGAGCUGCUGAUGGGCCUGUUGCAGGACCCUGGUGCCAGUGCCUGGCAUCCACGUGUUGUGGCUGCCCUUGUAGGCUUCCUUUAUGAUACUGGGGCCUUGGGCAAGUUACAGGCUCUUGGCCUCGUGCCUCUUCUGGCCAGGCAGUUAUGUGGUGAAGCUGGCGAAGAGGAAGAAGAAGGAAUAGAAGCUGCUUCCUGGGACUUCCCUGAGGAACGGACCCCUGGGCAGACAGAGGCAGGAAGCUUCCGAAGCCUUAGGUUGUGGCUGAUUUCUGAGGGUUAUGCAGCAGGCCCUGGAGAUAUCUCCCCAGAUUGGUCUCCUGAGCGUUGUCCGAUGCCAGAGCCAUCUGAGUCAGUCAGCCCUACCCCUGGCCAGCCCUCAAUGUCGACACCCCGCACACUGCGCAAACUGGCCCGCGUUCCCGCUGCCACUGCCGACGAGCCUUGGGGCCAGGAGGGGCCAGCACUGUUGCUGUUGUCACGCUUCUCCCAGGCUCCUGACCCGAGUGGAGCUCUAGUGACUGGCCCAGCACUGUGUGGCCUGUUGGCCUACGUGACAGGUGCACCGGGACCACCAAACCCGCGUGCACUACGCAUCUUGGCGCGUCUCACCUGUAACCCUGCCUGCCUUGAGGCCUUUGUGCGCAGCUAUGGUGCAGCGCUGCUGCGUGCCUGGCUCAUAUUCGGUGUCUCACCAGAUGACUGGCCUGUGGCAUGUGCCCGGCCUGCACACCGAAGCCAGCACCGAGAGCUGGGUGAGAUGCUGAUGCAGAACCUGACUGUUCAGGCCGAGUCCCCCUUUGGAGUAGGUGCCCUCACCCACCUGAUGCUCUCUGGGAGUCCUGAGGACCGAGUGGCCUGUGCACUGACCCUACCCUUCAUCUGCCGGAAGCCUACUCUGUGGCGCCGUUUACUCCUGGACCAGGGUGGCCUCCGCCACCUCCUCGCAGCGCUGACGCAGCCAGCUCCACACCCGCUCUUCCUCUUCUUUGCCGCAGAUUCCCUCUCCUGCCUCCGAGCCCUGGUGUCUCCCCCCGACCCUGCCACAUCUUCGAAGCUAGACCCACGCCCCCCUUGCCUCUAUGAACCUCUCCUGGGUCCAGCCCCUCUCCCAGCUCCUGACCUGCACUUUGUUCUGGAUUCAGGCCUACGGCUCCCUGCUCAGCGGGCUGCUUCAGCUGCUGCCUCCCCUUUCUUCCGGGCCCUGCUAUCCGGCAGCUUUGCUGAAGCCCAGAUGGAUUUGGUGCCACUUCGAGGCCUGUCCCCUAGUGCAGCGUGGCCUGUCCUACAUCAUUUGCAUGGCUGUCAGGGCUGUGGGGCUGCUCUGGGGCCCAUACCCCCACCCGACCAACCCUUGCUGGGCUCCAAGGCUGAGGAAGCUCUGGAGGCUGCUGGCCGUUUCUUGCUGCCUGCACUAGAGGAGGAACUAGAAGAGGCUCUUGCCCUCAUCUACCUGGGUCCCCAGAGUGGCCCUGAGUCAGUGAGUGAGGUACUCCGCUUAGGUCGGCCCCGGCUGGCUGUCCACUGUGCACGGUGGACACUGGUGCCAGGGCGGUGCCCUAGAAAACGGGCCCUGGCUCUCAUGGGGCUCGUGGAAGCCGUAGGUGAGGAGGCAGGGCCUCUCGCUGAAGUUUUGCUGGCUGUGGUAACAGAGACUGAGUCAUAGUACAGAUGCUCUUGGAUAAACUGUUGGCCUCCCUGGGGGAGCACUCAGGGGUGAGUUGGCUGUACGGGAGGCUUCUCUCAGCAUGGCAUGAGGGGAGACUGCAGAAGGAGCUAUCCUCAGGGACUGUCGAGCAAGUGGAACUGAGCCCCAGGCUGAAGAUCUCAAGAUCCUCGGCUGAAAAAACACCACCAGAGCCUGCGCACAGAGUCCAAGAGGACAGACAGCUCAGGGCCCCAGGAUCUGGUCUGACCAAGCCCUAUGGUGUCAACAUUAAAAACUUGAGAUUUGGACACUGCU